UUAAAGUAUACCUUUACAGGUUUUAGAAGAAACCAAACGAAAACACGAAAUAAAAAAAAGGAAAAUAAUAAUUUCGCAGCAGCUUUGAAGAAGAGAGAGUUCGAUCCAUCGUCGUCGUCACUAGUAGUUGUUCAGAUCUCCCCAGAUUUCACCUUCUUUCGAUCUGUAAAAUCUUAGCUCCAUAACGAUGGCGACUGAGAAUCACGCGGAUAAGAACGUUGUGUUCAGAAAACUGAAAGCCAAAUCCGAGAACAAGGUGUGCUUCGAUUGCAGCGCGAAGAAUCCAACCUGGGCUUCGGUUACUUACGGCGUCUUUCUCUGCAUCGAUUGCUCUGCUGUUCAUCGUAACCUCGGUGUCCACAUCAGCUUCGUCAGGUCGACGAACUUGGAUUCGUGGAGCCCCGAGCAGCUAAGAACGAUGAUGUUUGGUGGGAACAACCGAGCUCAGGUGUUUUUCAAGCAGCAUGGAUGGAACGACGGCGGCAGAAUCGAUGCUAAGUACACUUCGAGAGCUGCUGAUUUGUAUAAGCAAACUCUCGCUAAGGAAGUUGCUAAAGCCAUGGCUGAAGAAGAAGCUCCUUUGCCUUCAUCUGUUGUUGCUACUUCUCAGCCAGUGGAAUCAUCUGAGCCUCCAGCUAAAGAGACUUCUGCUGCUGUUGCUGUCUCUUCUUCGCCAAAGGCUUCCCAGGGAGCUGUGGCUAGUACCUUUAAGAAACCUCUUGGUGCUAGAAAGACGGGGAAGACUGGUGGUCUCGGUGCUCGUAAGCUUACCACUAAGCCAAAAGAGAACCUUUAUGAUCAGAAGCCUGAAGAGCCUGUACCUGUGAUUCCUGCUGCUUCUUCGACUAAAAUCACAUCAUCAUCAUCAUCAGCGGCUGGAUCAUCGUUUGCCUCUCGGUUUGAGUACUUUGAUGAGGAGCAGCAGUCUGGUGGGCAAAGUGGGACACGUGUGCUUAGCCAUGUUGCUCCACCAAAGUCAUCGAAUUUCUUUAAUGAGUAUGGAAUGGACACUGCUUUCCCCAAGAAGUCAAGCUCAAGCUCCUCCAAAGUUCAAGUUGAAGAAACUGAUGAAGCAAGAAAGAAGUUUUCAAACGCGAAAUCGAUUUCAUCUGCACAGUUCUACGGGAAUCAGAACAGAGAUGCUGAUCUUGAAUCAAAAGCUACACUUCAGAAGUUCUCGGGCUCAGCAGCUAUUUCAAGUGCUGAUCUUUUUGGUCAUGGACAAGAUGAUUCCAACAUUGAUAUCACUGCAAGCGAUCUCAUCAACCGAAUUUCUUUCCAGGCGCAGCAAGAUGUGUCGUCCCUCGUGAACAUAGCGGAAGAAACGACGAAGAAGCUGGGGUCAUUGGCAUCUGGUAUAUUCGGUGAUCUUCAGGAUAGAAUGCUCUAAGAAAACAUGAAACGAUCUUUGCCUUUAUGAUUGACACAAUAUGGGAUUUGAAAGGUUUAUAAAAACACUUUUUAUGUUUGUUCUGUACCAAUAUAUUUGACAGUUUCAGUUUCAACCAAUGUUCUUAAAAGAUUAAAAAACAUCAAAAGUUGACAAAGUCUCUGAAAUCAAUCCUGUAGGAUCUCAAUAUUUGUUGUUAAACA
Molecule: messenger RNA, 1593 nt
Organism: Brassica rapa (field mustard)
Lineage: Eukaryota; Viridiplantae; Streptophyta; Magnoliopsida; Brassicales; Brassicaceae
Product: probable ADP-ribosylation factor GTPase-activating protein AGD9
Biological process (GO): COPI coating of Golgi vesicle
Molecular function (GO): GTPase activator activity
Source: RefSeq, a predicted model, not a curated record